UUAUCAUUUCUUUUACAAUUGAUAAAAAUAAUAUUGAUUUAUUUUUUCUAUCAUACAAUGAAUACAAUGAAUUAUUACAUUUUUUUAUUGAUAUUUUUUAGCAUUAAUUCAAUCAAUGCUCAUUUUAACGAAAAUCAAAAUAAUGGAUGUAGCUGUAUUAAUUACAACUGUGGAUGCUGUGAAAAACUAAAUUUACCCGAAAUUCAUGGAACUGUUUGCUCAAAUUUUACAUAUUUAUCCGAUGAUUACGGAAUAUCAUUGACAAUAACAUACAACAAUUAUACAUUGUACAACGAAACAAUAUCAGCACGUAAUCCACCACCAAUUUGUGUCGGAAUUCCCGAAUUUGAAAAAAUAAGUGCUGAAAUUUGUAUAACCUUUUAUGACUUAACUUUCAAGAUGCAUCACUUUCAUUGUUGCUCUAAUUUGCGAGUUGCCAUUUAUCACGUAAUUCAUAAAGAAAUAAAUUUAGGUUGUUUUGACAUUCCGUCGCUUCGAAAAAAAAAUUAUCCUAGCGUAAUUGUUAUUUAAAAAAAGUUAAAAAAAAAAAAAAAGAUCUAUUUUUGAACAUUGGAAUGUUUCUUCCUAAAAUUAAUCAUAUACUUCUUUAUAAUUAAUUUUGAAUUAAUUAAGAAGAGCAAUAAGUAGUUUUUUACAUGCCGCGGCACAAUCGUCCUGCAAUUAAAAAUAAUUAUUUUCCAGUUAUAAUUUUUUAUACAAAUAUUUUUAUUGAUAUUUGAUAUUAGUAAUGUUUAAUUAAUAAGAGCAAGUAGAAGGCGUUUAAAGUCGGCGCUGCAGUCACUCUGUAAAUUAAACAAAGAAAACAAAUAAAAUAAUGACCUAAUGAUUGUACGAAAAUCCAUCACGUAAAUAAGUAAAAAAAAAAAAUAAAAUAAAAUAUAUAAUUGUAAGGCCAUGCGUUUAUUUGUUUAUAAAUUAUAAUAACAUGUUUAAUAAUAAUAAUAAUAAUAAUAAUAAUAAAUUGAGAUAUUUAGUCACAGAUCAUGAGUUAAUUACAUCGUUUAUAAUUAAUGUGAUGAUUUUUUGAGUACAAUGUUAACGAAUUAUGUCAUGUUUAUGACUAAGCGCCAAUCAAAGCAAGCAAAAGUCUCUUGUAAUCUCCAGAAGUGUCGCCCUGUAACGUAAUUGUUUAUUAAAUUAAUAUUUUUUGUUAUUAACUGAUAAAUGUGAUGGUUUUUCGUACUAAAUUAUACUUAUCUAAUUAA
This is a messenger RNA of Cotesia glomerata, 1226 nucleotides long. RefSeq lists its product as uncharacterized. The transcript is spliced from 4 exons. The coding region runs from base 58 to 531 and encodes 157 amino acids. The record is from RefSeq and is a predicted model, not a curated record. NCBI's taxonomy places the organism in Eukaryota, Metazoa, Arthropoda, Insecta, Hymenoptera, Braconidae.